This is a messenger RNA of Drosophila persimilis, 3621 nucleotides long. RefSeq lists its product as uncharacterized. Gene Ontology annotation, cellular component: nucleus. The coding region runs from base 64 to 3537 and encodes 1157 amino acids. Lineage: Eukaryota; Metazoa; Arthropoda; Insecta; Diptera; Drosophilidae. The record is from RefSeq and is a predicted model, not a curated record. The transcript is spliced from 4 exons.
UAAUGUAAAUUGUAAUGCGGAAUUGCAGAAUGCUCCUCUAGACCAGGCCCCCAUGCGAGCAAUAUGAACGAUGCGGCUUUCUCGGGCUUCUACAGCGGCAUUGGCAACCAGCUGCACCCGCCCCUCCAUCAGCAGCAGCAGCAGCAACAGAGUCAGCACCAGCACCAGGAGCUGUCCCUGUCUACGCCCGUGCACGCCCUGGAGCCGGACACCAACUUCACCAGCUUCUUUGACGAUGACAUCGUGACCUGCGGCUCCACAUCCUCUUCCGCUAUCUGGCUGCCCAUACAGCUGGGUAACGGCAAUGUUCCCAAUGGAGGCAUCAAUGGAGCGAACAAGGCAGCCGCAGAGGUUCCCUUUGUCCAGAUCCACACCACGGACCUGCAGCAGCAGGCGCAGCCGGAGAAGAGCUAUCGCAAUGCCUUUCGCCGCAGGACGGCGGAGAUCAAGUCCGAGGAGUUGAUCAAAUCCGAGCUGGCCGAGGCCGCGGCCAAGGAGCGCCUGAAUGCCACGCCCACGCCACCCACACGCAACUCCAGCUGCGCCAGUGUCGAGGGAAAGGCCAUGGUCCAGGAGGCGCCGAUUCUCUUCAGGUGUCCCAACUGCCCGUUUCUCAGCCUCUGCCAGGUGAAGUCCAGCCAGCACGUGAACAAUUGUUUUGGAACCAGCGCCGAGCAGCAGAGACAGUGUCCAGGAUGCCCGAACAUCUUCUAUAGCAGCGAUGCCCUCAAUGUGCAUCUCAGCCUGGACCACCAAAUGGAUGACGAUGAGAUUGUGACCCUGCUAGGUGGCACAGGCACACCCCCUGAAGUAACCGGCAAUAAGCAGCCUCUGCCCAAGAGCCGAAUCUUCAUCAAGAGCGUGGACUGCCUGAGGGAGCCCCUCCAGGAUUUCCUGCCCCUUCUGCAGCAGAAUACCGAUACUCCAGUCACUGGCAACAUUCUCGAUCUACUCGAUGAAGUGGGAGAGACACCGGAACUGGCGUCCAGCACUGAACAAGUGGCGCCGCCCUGCCAGAAGCCCAGCCAGAAGAUAUCCAUUAAGAGCGUGGACGUAUUGAGGGAGCCUGCACUGCUGACCUUUGAUUUUCAGCUGCCCAAUGGCGGCCAGGAGAUGCCUCUGCUGGCGGACAGCAAUCUCGUGAGUGUGCCAGUGGUGGGGGGCGAGGUGGAACCGGAGAAGCCGCGUCAGCCCAAGAUCUAUAUCAGAAACGUGGACAUCCUCAAGGAGCCGAUGUUGCUGCCCUCCUCCCUGCCCGCCAUGGGCUUCAAUGGAGGCGUGGCCACAACACUAGCGAUGCAGAAUAAUGGUGGAGCAGGAGGAGCUGCCAGCGAUGUCUUCCAGGCGGAUACGUUACUCACGCCAACGGGUCCGCUGCCAGGAUUCGAGCCCAGCCUGGCGCCACUGGCCAACAUGUGCUCCGAACCAUUCCCCUUUGAUUCCGUGCUGAGUGUGAGCGGAGGUGGUGGCGCCUCCGCUCUGGAAAACACGCGCUUCAGUGCCUUGGACUUGGACUUUGGCGUAGAUUUUGACCAUGGCAUAGCGCCACUGCUCACAGAGGCCACCCCUCCGCCACCGCCGCCGCCGCCAGUGCAGUCCGGACUUUCGGAACUGGAGCAGCCCGUUGAACUGCAGCACUACCUGCCGCCGGCUCCGAGCACCACGAAGCAGAAGAUUUUCAUUAAGAACGUGGACAUCCUGAAGGCUCCCCAGCGGGGAACCCUCCACCUGCGCACCGUCGACGAGCUCAAUUUUAUGACCCGCAAUGAGGUGGAGCGCCUGAUAGUACCCAACCUGGAACCCAUGCCAAAAAUGGAGCCCCUAAUGGACCAGCAGCAGCAGCACACGCAGCCGCAGUCGCAGCCGCAGCCGCUGGACCCUCUGCAGCUGGAGUCGCAGAACUCUCAGACGCUUAGCGAGUUCCAGGCUCCUCUGAGCGGCAGCUGGCCGAGCGAGGACAGCUACGACCUGGCCGGGGAUCUGGAGUGCUGGCCCUGGAUCGAGGAGGCAGUUCAAGAGGUCAUACCCCUGGCUGAUCCAAAUGAGACUGCCGCUGCAGCCGAAACACAAGUGGAGGCCCUUCCCCAGUCCUCGGACGAUUUCCCCCAGUUGUAUCCCUCACCGCCAGAAGCAGUACAGAGCGGAGGAGAAGCAGUGCCUCCCCUGGUGCCCGUCAGCGCCUCAGAUGGCACUGCAGGCGCUGCCGCAGGCUCCGGCCCGAGCAGUCUGCCCCUUCCUCCCCUGGUUCCUCUGGCGGCGGAGGCGGGCGAGAAGCCGGGACGCAUCUAUGUGGCCAACAAUCUGCUGCCCGCCGCCGUGGAUCCGCUGCCGGGUGGCACUUCUGUGCGUGGGCGUCCCUAUGGAACCAAGCUGGCUGCAGGAAGCGGCGGAGGAAAACGAAAAGCAGCGCCGGGUAUCAGCCAGGUGUCCGAGGGAGGCAAGUGCCAGGUAGAAGGCUGCAUGUUUCGCUUCAAGUCGCCGGCGACGCUGGAGUAUCACGGACGCUGCCACAACGACGUACUGGGAUCAUCCCAACCGAUGGUCUGUCCGGAGUGCCGUUCGUCGGAGUUCAGCAACUGGAACUGCCUGCACACGCACCUGUGGCGCACACACCAGAUUGACAUGGAGCUCUACUGCUGCCAGCUGUGCAGCUUCAAGACGCCCAUCUACUCGCGUCUGGUCAACACCCACGCCAAGAUCCACUCCGAGGAGCGCAACUACAAGUGCGAGCAGUGCGGCAAGGGAUUCAAGAACACCAAGCAGCUGAAGAACCACAGACGGCUGCACCGUACCCAGGGACUUGGAAUGGGUAAAGUUUCGCAUCAAGAUCAGGCGACAGCCGAUGCCGAUGCUCCUCCUCCUCCUACUGCCAUCCUGCAUCGCUGCGGUGACUGUGGGGCGGCUUUCAAGCAGCGUAAGACCCUGCGCGAACACCUCUGCAAGGAGCGGAACGAACAGCCGCAGUGUUCCCUCUGCCAGCGGGUCUUCAGCUCCAAGAGCAGCCUCAAGCUACACCUGCGCAGCCACCAGGCGAACAAGCGCUUCCAGUGCGACACCUGCGAGUACGAGGCGAGUGACCACAACGCCUUUCGACGCCAUCUGGCUACGCAUCGGGACCGCAAGCGAUAUGCGUGUCCUCAUUGCGACUUUCGGGCGAUACAGAGCACUGCCUUUCGGAUACACCUGCAGAAGCGCCAUCCUGAGCAGGAGCUCUCGUCCAUUAUUUACAAGUGCGAUCUGUGCAGCUUCUCCAGCAUCAAUCAGGGCCUGCUGCAGGUUCAUCAGGCCAAGCACGAGGCAUCAUCAUCGCCCAACCAACAGCCGCCUACAGGGGUAUUUCCUGUCUCCCUACAUGUGGCACCACCUGAGGCAGUUGCUCUUGCUGUGGCUGCUCCCGAGGCAGUUCCAGUUCCAGGGACGGUCUCAACGCCAUCACAAAUCAAGGUGGAGACCAGUCUGCUGCUAGCUCAUUCCAGUACAAAUGUCGCCAAAACGCAGGCGGUUGGUCCUUUGGUAGAUGUCCUACAAUCCUCAUAAUCUUCCUUAUCCCCCAUCUGUAUAUCACACAAAGUGCCGUGUAGCUUAUACAACAAUUUUAUACCAAAUUAUACCAAUGUUAGU